GAGACAGGGUCUUGCCUUGUUACCCAGGCCAGAGUGCAGUGGUGUGAUCAUAGCUCAUUGGCCUCAAUGUUGCUAUGCCCAGCAAUUUGUAUUUUUAGAUAUGGGGUCUUGCUAUAUUGCCCAAGCUGGUCUUGAAUGCCUGGCAUCAAGCAGUCCUCCUGCCUCAGCCUCCCAACGUACUAGGAUUACAGGCAUGAGCCAUCAUACCCGGCCAACAUAUUUUUGUUUGUUGAGCUCCUCAUUGUUCUGGCACCAAUUAAAAUCAAUGUCUUAUAGAUAUUAAUGUGAUGGCUCCUGCCAAUCUGCAAAUGGGGUUUGCCUUUCUCACUCAGAUGGGAGUGGGAAUCCUUGGAAACUCCUUCCUUGUCUUUGUAACUUCACCUUGCUUACUGGACACAAGAUUAGACCCACGGACCUUAUUCUCAACCAACUGGCCUUUGCCAAUUUGUUUGUGCUUUUCUCUAGAGGGAUCCCUCAUACAAUAGUAGCUUUUGGAUUGAACUAUUUCCUGGAUGAGGCUGGAUGCAAACUUCUCUUCUAUUUUCACAGUGGCCAGAGUGGUUCCCCUCAGCAGCACCUGUCUCCUCAGUGGCUUCCAGGCCAUAAAGCUUUGUCCCAGUUUCUCUAGGUGGUUGAAACUCAGAAUGAGAUCCCCCAAAGUUCAUUGGCUUCUGUUGUUUUCUCUGCUGAAUCCUGCAACUGUUGGCAAAUAUCUUUGUUCCAAUGAGUGUAACUAGUCAAAUAAACAGCAAAAAUGUAAGUGUGAAAAUAAAUUAUGUAUACUGUUCUUUGCUCAAACCAGCUAGAUGUUUAACGUUUCUAGUCUUAUUCAUAUUCUCUGCAACUGACUUCAUGAGUUUGGGCCUCAUGGGCUGGGCCAGUAGCUCCAUGGUCCUUUUCCUGCACAGACACAAGCAGUGAGUCCAACACAUUCACAGCAACAGAAUCUCUUCAGAGCUCAAGAGGUCAGAGCCAUUUUGGUCCUUGAGGACCGUUUUUUCCUUUUACUCACUCUCCUCUCUUUUGCACGUUUGGAUGACUCUGUUAUUCCAGGUCAGUGGCUGGUGGACUCCUCUAUGAUUUUGUCCUGACGUUUCCCAGCGUUCAGUACCUUUGUGCUCAUUCGUGGUGACACUCGAUUCUCUGCAUUUCAUGUGGCCUGCUAGUCAAGGAAACACCCUUUUCCCAGCUCGCCCGGGGGGCCUCCCUGGAGGAAGUGUCCGCCGGGUGAAGCCACCCAGGAACCCUGCCUCAGGAACCUCUCGGCCCAGCCUCCUGCACCUGGGGACCAUUGGAGGCUUAGGGCAGGAGCGGCCAGGGGGCGUGGCCCCCAUGUGGCCUCCCGGACCGGCGUUCCUGAGCCUGACCGGUAGGUCGCUUCUGUCGCCUACGGAACCAAUGAGGUCACCGAAAUGGCCUCAAACGCCUCGGCCCCGCACGUGAGGGGAAUGAGUCUCCUUCCCUCCCGCGGUGCGGCCGCGGUGUCUACGCGGCCCCGUGGAGUGAUGCGUCCGUGUGGAUCCCGAGCCUUAGCUUUCUGAACCUGAAUCAACGUCUCUAGCCACGUGGGCGCUUAGCUGAGUAUGGGGCUGCGGAAAUCGGCCAGCGGCCCCUUUAAGGAGCGGCAAGUCCCUGUCUCGCUCUUGGUGCGCGCGUUUUCGUAGCGCCCUCCGCGCGCCGCUUAGCCCUUGUUCCGGGUGAAUCUCAGGGAGGGCACUGGAACUCUGGGCUUCUGAGAACUACGUUACCCGUAAUGCCGAGCGCCAAGCUGCAAAGACGCGGAGCCAAUCAACGUUCAGGACCAGACUUGUCUCCGUUUGUUGCAUACGGUAAGGCGGAACUUCCGGCACCGCUCCGAGAUGGUCCUUUUGGUGGUUCUCUACCUUGGCCCACGCCGCGUGAGUUAGAAACGCUGCCUCCGGCACAGAGCGGGGGUCGCCCCGCUGCGCAGCAGCCCGUGGGUCGCUGGCGCUGGUGGCAGCCGUGACUGGGUUCCCGCCCCGGGUUGCCCGCCGCUCCUGGCCCCGCUCCGCUCACAAUCCGAUGGCGGCGGCCCUGCUUAGGGAUUCGACUUCGGUUCCCAUGACUGCAGAAGCUAAACUUAUGGGCUUCACACAGGGCUGUGUGACCUUUGAGGACGUGGCCAUUUACUUCUCCCAGGAAGAAUGGGGGCUCCUUGAUGAGGCUCAGAGGCUCCUGUACCGCGAUGUGAUGCUGGAGAACUUUGCACUUAUAACCGCGCUGGUUUGUUGGCAUGGGAUGGAGGAUGAAGAGACACCUGAGCAAAGUGUUUCUGUAGAAGGAGUACCUCAGGUCAGGACUCCAGAGGCCAGUCCAUCCACCCAGAAGACUCAAUCCUGUGACAUGUGUGUCCCAUUCCUGACUGACAUUUUGCACCUGACCAAUUUGCCUGGGCAGAAACCAUACUUGACUGGGGCAUGUGCAGUCUUUCACCAGGACCAGAAGCAUCAUAGGGCAGAGAAACCCUUGGAAAGUGACACGGACAAGGCCUCAUUUAUGCAGUGCUGCCUAUUCCAUGAGUCAGGAAUGCCUUUCACCAGCAGUGAGGUUGGGAAGGACUUCCUAGCCCCAUUGGGCAUUCUUCAGCCUCAGGCUAUUGCUAACUAUGAGAAGCCAAACAAAAUCAGCAAAUGUGAGGAGGCCUUUCAUGUUGGAAUAAGUCAUUACAAGUGGAGUCAAUGCAGGAGAGAGUCCAACCACAAACACACUUUUUUUCACCCUAGAGUCUGCGCUGGAAAAAGGCUUUAUGAAUGUAGCAAAUGUGGGAAAGCCUGCUGCUGUGAGUGCUCCCUUGUUCAGCUCCAAAGAGUCCACCCUGGAGAAAGGCCUUAUGAGUGCAGUGAAUGUGGGAAAUCUUUUAGCCAAACCUCUCAUCUGAAUGAUCAUAGGAGAAUCCACACUGGAGAAAGGCCUUAUGUGUGUGGUCAGUGUGGGAAAUCAUUUAGCCAAAGAGCCACCCUCAUUAAACAUCACAGAGUUCACACUGGAGAAAGGCCUUAUGAGUGUGGUGAAUGUGGGAAAUCUUUUAGCCAAAGUUCCAACCUUAUUGAACAUUGCAGAAUUCACACUGGAGAAAGGCCUUAUGAGUGUGAUGAAUGUGGAAAAGCCUUUGGGUCCAAAUCCACUCUUGUUCGGCACCAGAGAACUCACACAGGAGAAAAGCCGUAUGAGUGUGGUGAAUGUGGGAAAUUAUUCAGACAAAGCUUCAGCCUUGUUGUACACCAGAGAAUUCACACUACAGCAAGGCCAUAUGAGUGUGGCCAGUGUGGGAAAUCAUUUAGCUUAAAGUGUGGCCUCAUUCAGCACCAGUUAAUUCACAGUGGAGCUAGGCCCUUUGAGUGUGAUGAGUGUGGAAAAUCCUUUAGCCAAAGAACCACCCUCAAUAAACACCACAAAGUUCAUACUGCAGAAAGGCCUUAUGUAUGUGGGGAAUGUGGGAAAGCUUUUAUGUUCAAAUCUAAACUUGUUAGGCACCAGAGAACUCACACUGGAGAAAGGCCUUUUGAGUGCAGUGAAUGUGGGAAAUUUUUUAGACAAAGCUAUACCCUCGUUGAACACCAGAAAAUUCACACUGGAUUAAGGCCUUAUGACUGUGGACAGUGCGGGAAAUCCUUUAUCCAAAAGUCUAGCCUCAUUCAGCACCAAGUGGUUCACACAGGAGAAAGGCCAUAUGAGUGUGGCAAAUGUGGGAAGUCCUUUACACAACACUCUGGCCUCAUUCUCCACCGAAAAUCUCACACUGUGGAGAGGCCUCGUGACAGCAGCAAAUGUGGAAAACCCUACAGCCCAAGAGCUAACAUUGUUUAACUCUUGAAACUCCACACCUGAUAAAAGCCUUAGACCUGCAGGGAAUGUGCCAUCUCUUUCUUCAGUGUUAUGGCUAUAGAGAGCCUUUGUGAAGGAGCCAUCUGCCUAAAGUUAAACCUCAUACUUCUAGACCUUCCGAUGGGUCAGACUCCCAUGAGUUCCAGGCAUAUGUGUCUUGCAGGAGCUCCUUUGCAUGUUCUAAACUGCUGGAGGCCUUUGCCAGAGUUAAAUCAUUAGUCACCCUUGCAUACUAAGGUGAGGCAGAUAACCUGUGUUCUCCCAUUCCUUGGAGGAAAUUCCUUGAGCAGUCUGAGCCUUUAAAGGGAAUUCCUUCCCUUUUCUGACUGAUUACAGCAUACAUCUGACCAGUUUUGGCCAGAAGGGCCUAGCCUGGAUUCUGCUGGAAGCUGAUGUGGAAGGCUUCCCUUCGUGGAAAUUCUUGUUCUCACACAACAUUUGGUAGUUUUUCCAGCCUCCAAGUCACCACCUAGUAACUGGCUGCCUCACAUUUCUCUGGUUUGCGUGGUAAUAAAGGCCUUAUUUUUAAAUCUA
Molecule: messenger RNA, 4380 nt
Organism: Pongo pygmaeus (Bornean orangutan)
Lineage: Eukaryota; Metazoa; Chordata; Mammalia; Primates; Hominidae
Gene: ZNF416
Product: zinc finger protein 416
Exons: 4
Coding region: 2044-3828 (594 amino acids)
Biological process (GO): regulation of DNA-templated transcription
Molecular function (GO): DNA-binding transcription factor activity, RNA polymerase II-specific; RNA polymerase II cis-regulatory region sequence-specific DNA binding
Source: RefSeq, a predicted model, not a curated record